Sorghum bicolor (sorghum) is the source of this 1988-nucleotide messenger RNA. Its product is annotated as annexin D3. Lineage: Eukaryota; Viridiplantae; Streptophyta; Magnoliopsida; Poales; Poaceae. Bases 126 to 1127 code for a protein of 333 amino acids. Gene Ontology annotation, cellular component: cytoplasm. Gene Ontology annotation, molecular function: calcium ion binding; calcium-dependent phospholipid binding. The transcript has 6 exons. The record is from RefSeq and is a predicted model, not a curated record.
ACGUCGUGUUUCUCCUCAUCCGAUCCACCUAUAAAUAUAGUGAAAAAUAAAAUCGGCCAUCUUCCUUCGCCACCAAGCACCAGCAUCAUAUCGCCGCCUCCGGGAUCGAUCUCAGAUCAGACAGCAUGUCCACCGUCGCCGUCCCGAGCCCUCCGCCGACCGCCUCCGAGGACGCCGAGAGCCUGAGGACCGCGCUCCAAGGAUGGCGCGCGGACAAGGCCGCUCUGAUCGGUGUCCUGUGCCGGCGCACGGCGGCGCAGCGGGCGGCCAUCCGGCGCGCCUACGCCUUCCUCUACCGGGAGCCCCUCCUCAACUGCUUCCGCUACAAGCUCUCCCGCCACUGCAUCCUCUCCGUCGAUUUCUGGAAAGCGAUGAUCCUGUGGACGAUGGAUCCGGCUGAACGGGACGCGAACCUGGUGCACGAGGCGGUGAAGAAGAAGAAGAAGGACGAGAGCUACGUCUCGGUGCUGGUCGAGGUGUCGUGCGCUUCCACCCCGGACCACCUCAUGGCCGUCAGGAACAUCUACCGCAAGCUCUUCAGCUCCUCCGUCGAGGAAGACGUCGCGUCUUCUCCUGCGCUCCAAGAGCCCCUCAAGAAGAUGUUGCUCCGUCUUGUGAGCUCCUACCGAUACGCCGGCGAGCACGUCGACAUGGACGUCGCGAAGCUGGAGGCGGCUCAGCUGUCAGAGGCCAUCAGAGAGAAGCGUUUGCACGGGGACGAGGUUGCCCGGAUCAUCAGCACCCGAAGCAAGCCUCAGCUCAGAGCGACGUUCCAGCAGUACAAGGACGACCAAGGAACAGACAUCGUCGAGGAUAUCGGCAGCAGCAAUUGCUGCGGCGGCGGCGGCGGCGGCAACCAGCUCGCCGGGAUGCUGCGGAGUGCCGUCCUGUGCUUAGCGUCGCCGGAAAAGCACUUUGCAGAGGUCAUCAGGUACUCGAUCUUGGGACUGGGGACGUACGAGGACAUGCUCACGAGGGUGAUCGUGUCGCGGGCGGAGGUCGACAUGGAGCAGAUCAAGGAGGAAUACAGGGCGAGGUACGGGAGCGCCGUGAGCCUCGACGUCGCCGGCGACACCUCCUUCGGCUACAGGGACAUGUUGCUGGCCUUACUAGGGGGGCAGGAGUAAGAACCCGUGUGUGCAUCAUCUUUGUGUUUUAGAGAUUCAAAAAUCUUCAGAGCUUCGGUGCAAAACCGUAGCGCGAGUGUGUUAUGUUCCUCAAACAAAGUGUCAUUCUAGGUGGCAUAUGCAAGUAAUAAGCGAUAGAAAAUCAAGCUAUUUCCUAGCACACGCGACUAGACAUUGGUACCACCCUUCGUGGAUAUCUUUCCAAAACUAUGAGUUUUUCAAAGUCGUCAAAAAGUAUCGGAAGCACCAAAACAAGAGGUUUCUCGGACAGUUUCUAAAACUAGAUCCGCAAUGGCUACAGAGCCUCUAGGUAUUCCAGAUUAAGAAAAAGAUCUCCUCAUGUAGAUCGAGAAAACCCACGCGUCUCUGCUUCAACUUUAUAUAGUGAUAUCGCAACUCCAUAAGAUGAGCUAGUCACAGACGUGUGCUUUGCAAUUUUGCAUGUGGUGCAGAGAGAGAGUUUUUUUUUUUUCUGGUUGCUUCGGCCGAGUUUCCCAAACAUCCAUUUGGACGUGCUCAGCUUAUUUUAGCACUUGGUAAGUUUGUUCACUGUGUUUUUCUUUCGUUAACUGUGGUCUGAAAUGCUUUUAUUUUCGUUCUCUGUAAUGGAAAUGGUAGUUUGCUUCGUGUUGGUUCUCUGAUGGUUUUCUUAACUAAGGUAUAUUUGUAGUCUGAAUAUGGUGCCAGUUGCAUUAGUUUAGUAUGUUAGAUUAUCAGUUUCACAGUCACCUUGGAGCUUCGACAGUCCACUCUCGUUGUGUGUUCAACAAUCAGCUCGUCCAGUUUGCUGUCUUCAGAACUCUGUCUGCGAUGACACACUUUCCAUGUUGAAAUUUCAAAUGUAUCCCACUUUUCCUGAUU